Plasmopara halstedii is the source of this 207-nucleotide messenger RNA. RefSeq lists its product as uncharacterized. Lineage: Eukaryota; Oomycota; Peronosporomycetes; Peronosporales; Peronosporaceae. The transcript is spliced from 4 exons. The record is from RefSeq and is a predicted model, not a curated record. Bases 1 to 207 code for a protein of 68 amino acids.
AUGCACUAUAGUACGAAGACAAGAAGCUGUGCAUUCAUAUUAUAUUCAAGUCAGAAAAUGCUCUUCUGGUCGACACGCCACGCACGACUGGUACGAUGGUCGAAUGUAGAACGUGCCGAUUAUGAAAAUUCCCGUCGAAUCCGUGUCCGAACGUUCGGUAAUCGGAAACUGAUAGAAGAUACGCAAAAUGGAUCUCACUGCUCUUGA